Molecule: messenger RNA, 2013 nt
Organism: Tetrapisispora phaffii CBS 4417
Lineage: Eukaryota; Fungi; Ascomycota; Saccharomycetes; Saccharomycetales; Saccharomycetaceae
Gene: SSK1
Product: mitogen-activated protein kinase kinase kinase SSK1
Exons: 1
Coding region: 1-2013 (670 amino acids)
Biological process (GO): osmosensory signaling via phosphorelay pathway
Cellular component (GO): Mcs4 RR-MAPKKK complex
Molecular function (GO): protein kinase activator activity; phosphorelay response regulator activity
Source: RefSeq, a predicted model, not a curated record
AUGCAAAGUGAUAUUGUUGAGAGACGUAAGCCGCUUUCACCUUUAUUUUUGGAUACAAUACCUUUUAAUUCUGUUAUGGGCUGGAAAAUUUGGGUUAAAUUGGAUGAUAGGAGAAAUCAAAAUAUUUAUAGUCAACCUACCGCAAUUGUAUUUUCAGAUUCCGAUACAAUUGAUGAUCUGAAGACUAAGAUUCUGCUCAAAUUGAGUAGUUUGGAAUGGGCUUCCUGUAAUGAUAAUACUACGUUUUCGUUAGGGGUUAUUGAUUUUGACUUUAAAUCUAACAUAGGGGAUACUUUAUCGCCGUUACCAAAAAAUAACUUGGGACCUAAAAUUAUCACUGCUGGCAAUGGUGAUUCUUCUGCAGGUUAUAGUAAGUUUCUCACUCCUUUAGAGCUGAAAAAACAAAAUGACGCUGGGAAAUCGGAAAAUAUAAUACAACUUAAUGAUUCCACCUGUAAUAAUCGAGAUAAGUUCAGCGACGUUUUUUCGAGUAAUGCUCGAUUAUCUCCAUCUUCCAUAAUAGCAAGUUCUUCGAACUUGAAUCUGCAUAAUCUACAACAUCGUUCGAAUAAUCUAUCCCAAUACAUGGAGAGAUCAUUCACAUCUCCCGAAACAGUGGAAAAACGGUUGAAAUUCACUACUGAGUUAAUAGAUGAAAAUCUUUACGGCAUUAUAUUUUCACCAGAUGAAAUGGUGAGAAACGUUUACACAGGACUUUUCGGCCCUCUUGGUUCACAAAGUGUUGCAGAACCCUUACUGAUAUUUCAUAAUUCCGACAUACAACAAUUGGAAAAUGAGGGUACAUCUAAAGAGCAAUCAGCACAAGUAAACGUAGAUCCGAAAAAGUUUAAUGAACAGAAUUACCCAACAGCUGCUGGAGAAAAUAUCGAUAAUGGAUAUCUGCAAUCACUAAUCGUAGAAGAUAAACUGAAUACCGAUCUUUAUAAUGAAAAUCCGUAUAAUGUGGAUAAAGAUGGACAGUAUGAAAUAAUACCAAAUUAUGACGAAAAUGGCAAUAAUUUAACUACGCCGACACAAGAACAAGAACAGCUCGAGAAUGGUUAUCCUACUCGGGGUGUCUUAUUGUUACCAGAAAACUUUCAAGAUAUAGAGGAUACAGAAUUCAUCAAAGCACAUACAAGAGACAAGUCAGGGACUUCGGAUUCUACAAUUAAUAAAGCAACUAAUGACAUGGUUCAGUCAGAACAAGAUAUUAUAUCCAACAAUAUUGAGAAUGUUUAUGAAACCAAUGAAAAUAUAAAUCAACAACCUGGGGAUCAAACUUUGAAAAAUCGAACCAAUUCAUCUUCAAAUUUUAAAGAUCCAUCUUUUAACUCAUUAAGUUAUUCAACUGAUAAGAUGAUUUCACCUAUUGAAUUUAAAUUCAACAGUGAAAAAGUUUUUCCAAAUAUUACUGUGUUGAUCGUGGAAGAUAACGUUAUCAAUCAAACCAUUCUUGCUUCAUUCCUGAGAAAACAUAAGAUUUCUUAUAGAAUUGCAAAAAAUGGUCGUGAAGCAGUUGAAAAAUGGAAAGAAGGUGGUAUACAUCUAAUCUUCAUGGAUUUGCAAUUGCCAGUAAUGUCAGGUAUCGAUGCAGCAAAGGAAAUUAGGGAAUGUGAAAAGCUAAAAGGAAUUGGAAUACGAAACCCAAUGGCAUCGUCUUCAUCAUUGUCAAUUGUAGAAUCAGUGGAAAAACCUGUUCUAGGGGCACCAGUAAUUAUGGUUGCAUUCACUGCUUCGAACUCUCUUACGGAUAAAAGAGAGGCAUUGGUAUCAGGUUGUAACGAUUAUUUGACAAAACCGGUCAAUUUACAUUGGUUAAGCAAAAAAAUUACUGAAUGGGGCUGCAUGCAAGCCUUGAUCGACUUUGAUAAUUGGAAACAAGGACAACGUAGAAUGACAGAUAGGGUCAUAGUAAAACAAACUCCCAAGUUAACUACUAGAAGGAAUUCUGAGAAUACAGUAUCAAGGAGCGGCUCCAUUAAAAGCACUUCUAGAACCACUACAAGCUAA